AAUGGCCGUGCACUUUUCUGUGACCACUUGACACACCUGACCUGCACGACGAACUAACAUUUAAAACACAGCCUACACACUUCUGUGGCUCAACAUGCAUAUAUAACUCAAUGUGGCUGAUUUACACGGUUUUGUGACUGUGGGCCCUGCUCAAACAAUAUUGGUUACUGGGGCAAAAAUAACAUUUGACCUUCAGAGCAUCUUUUGAGUAAGCAUGCCAUUUUUGUUUGAGUGUAUUGCUUAGUACCCUAUACAUUAAUCCAAAUGUCUAUUCUUGUGAGAAAAACAUUGUUUUUGACAUUCUGGAGACUGUUACCGGGUGUUAUUGAAUAUGCAACACAUUGUUUGACUGACUGCAGACUUGUUUAAGACUCAAUGUAUUGACUUGACCUUUUGAGACUUACUGAACUCAUGACCAGGCCACGUCUCUCACCUCUGAAUGACUUUCUAUAUUCAUUGCUUAAACCUGAGGCUAGACGAGAAGAAGGACACUGGGUAAGGAUAGAUGUGUAAGAUGUUUAGCAGUUCACGCAAUCAGCAGCUUCAUUAUGAGUUUGUUCAUGUUAGAAUUUAUAGGGAAUUUGCUUUGGACAAUUGGUAGCAGGAUGAUUGAAAUGAAAUAUGUUGGGUAGUCUACGUAAAAAAAAAAAAAAUGAUGCUUACAUAAUGAAAGUGGGUCCCACACAAUUGUAAUAAAGUACAUUUUGUAAUGUCAUUCACAUUGCAGCCUACUGAGGGUUCUCAAUUAUCAAAAGAGGGCGCACCACUUGCAUCCUACAUUGUAACCCAGCCAUGAAGUGGUUAUGGAGGGCCAAGAACAAUACAGAAAAGGGAGCUUAAAACCUUUUCUCAAUAGGGGGUGCUGUUUGCACUUUGUAAUAAUUUCGUUCCCAAAUUAAACUGCCUCGUACUCAAUUCUUGCUCGUACAAUAUGCAUAUUAUUAUUACUAUUGGAUAGAAAACACUCUCUAGUUUCUAAAACCGUUUGAAUUAUAUCUGUGAGUAAAACAGAACUUGCGUUAGAGCAAUUUUCCUAUGAGGAUGUGAGAAUGCUGAAUUCUGCAAGCUGUUCUGAGGUCGGUUUAUUAAUUUGCCUGUCUUCUAUUGGUUGAGAUGCACUGCAUACGCCUUCCCCUGGAUGUCAGCGAAUAGUGAGAAUUGAAAUGGAGUCGCUAGGCAGAUCUGAGGCCUAUAAAUAGGCUGGCAACGUGGUGUACCCUCUUUCUCCUCUUCGCCAUGACGCAAAAAGGACCUCUGGAAGUCGUAUUAGAAAGCUCCCGUUAUAGCCCUUAGAUAUAUCCGGCUCUGUUUUUAUUCGAUAUAGGUGUUAAAGACAUCAAUGUUAUUUUAAACCGAGUUAUAUCAGUUUGUAUCAGUAUAUUGCGAUUUUCGGAUAUUUAUUAGUGCUGCGUUAUAGUGAGUUGGACACGUCUUUGCCACAUGGCUAAUGUUUACUGCUAAUUCCAACGUUGAAGACUACAUUCUACAACCGAGCAACGAUUCUUUUGGACAAAGGACAACUUGCCCAAGAUUCUGAUGGGAGUUCAUCAAAAAGUAAGAACUAUUUAUGAUGUUAAUUCGUUGUUCUGUUGAAAAAUGUAAAACGCAUAUUCCGCCAUUAAUUUCGGUGCGGUCUCGCUUUAACGCACGCUGUAUGUCGUAGUAACGUUAAUUUUAAAAAUCUAACACAGCGAUUGCAUUAAGAACUAAUGUAUCUUUCAUUUGCUGUCCAACCUGUAUUUUUUAGUCAAGUUUAUGAUUAGUUACUGAUUAGAAUAGGUGCCUCUCCCAAGAUUUCUCCCGACAUAUUGUUGGCAGCUUGGCUACUAUUCUCAUUGUAUAACCACGAUUUGUGCCGCUAAAUAUGCACAUUUUCGAACAAACUCUAUAUGUAUUGUGUAAUAUGAUGUUAUAGGACUGUCAUCUGAAGAAGUUUGAGAAGGUUAGUGAAAAAAUUUAUAUCUUUUGCUGGUUUAUACGUUAUCGCUAUUGUUGGCAUGAAUCAAUGUUGUUGUGUGGUUGGCUAUUGUAGUAAGCUAAUAUAAUGCUAUAUUGUGUUUUCGCUGUAAAACACUUAAAAAAUCUGAAAUAUUGGCUGGAUUCACAAGAUCUUUGUCUUUCAUUUGCUGUACGCUGUGUAUUUUUCAUAAAUGUUUUAUGAUGAGUAUUUAGGUAAUUCACGUUGCUCUCUGUAGUUAUUCUAGUUGCUUUGGUGAGAGUUGUGAUGGUGGCUGCAAUGGUAAACUAUGAUUUAUACCUGAAAUAUGUAAAUUUUUCUAACAAAACAUAUGCUAUACAAUAAAUAUGUUAUCAGACUGUCAUCUGAUGAAGUUGUUUCUUGGUUAGUGGCUAUUUAUAUCUUUAUUUGGUCGAAAUUGUGAUAGCUACCUAUGCAGGAAAAAAAUGGUGGAGUAAAAAAAGUUGUCUUUUGCUAUCGUGGUUAGCUAAUAGAUUUACAUAUUGUGUCUUCCCUGUAAAACAUUUUAAAAAUCAGAAAUGAUGGCUGGAUUCACAAGAAGUGUAUCUUUCAUCUGGUGUCAUGGACUUGUGAUUUAAUGAUAUUUAGAUGCUAGUAUUUACUUGUGACGCUAGGCUAUGCUAGUCAGCUUUUUUACUGAUGGGGGUGCUCCCGGAUCCGGGAUUGGGAUGAAGUAGAAGUUAAGUUUUUGUAAUACCUAAUUGAAAAUGUAAUGUUAUUUAUCUACUCACAAAUUGUCCCAUUGAUGCACAGCAUGAUGGGAUACAUUUUGCCUAGUUUAAUAUAGCCCUCUAAAGCUCUUCGGGUUGAGGAGAUUAUCGAGAGAUUCUCGAGCAGUAUUGUGUUUCGAAAUGCAUUCGCAAAUUUACAGCCUAUAUUAUCACGUCUCGAACGCUACCUCCGGAGGCCGCGGGCGAGCCUUCCUCGAGAGUCAUCCCCUUCUGGGCAUUGCAUUGUGAUGAUAACAGGCUGACUACACCGCUCGCAUUGCCUGCGCUCGCAUUGCAAAACACGUUUUGAAAUCUGUAUUACUCAAUUAUUGCACCCACAUUGCUCGCACGCGCCAACGAGCGUCUGCGUUGCCAAGGGCUAAAAUAAAAGUCAGUUCUAUUUCGGACGCAGAUCGCGCUGCAAGUCCUGCCUCUCCCAUCUCAUUGGUUUAUAGAAGCAGGUACCCACGUGCCAUCUCCUCAUUGGUUAUACCCACGUGGGUGACUGAAAGACGAAAUAGGUCGGUGGUGGUAAUGCACGUAAUUUAUGAAAGUUGCCAAUCGCAAUAUAAAGUCAAGAGAAGAAAAGGCCUGGAAGGAGGAGAGAUGACUAGAAACGAUUCGGUUGACCGUUUUAUGUGUGAAUUAAUUGGUGGAGUAGAGGACCGUGUGCAUUUCAGGUAAAAUAACAACUCAAUGUUUAUAUCCCAGGACAAAUUAGCUAGCAACAGCAGGCUAGCUAAAUAGGACAAAUUAGCUAGCAAGUGCAAGCUAGCUCCAUUUCCAUAAAUGUUUAAUGCUUUUUGACCUGUCCGCAAAUUAAUAUAAUUGGUUCAGAGUUUGUAUUGAUAUUUUAACCUGCGUAUCGUGAACGCGUUUGGUGUGUGGGGACAAAAUACAUUUAUUUAUGAUGGUGCACGUGUGCAGCCGGUUUGGGUUCCGUGUAAGUGUAUCAGCCAACGUGUAUUGUAGUCACGUAAGAGGUCUAGGUUCAGAGGUCAAGGGAUGCUUCUGGCACCAUUUAUAUAAACAGAAGUUCGCCAGAGAGAAAUCCCCAUACUUUGCAUUCGGCUUGCUGUUUGUACAGAUCAUGCUUGCCGUUUGUACAUUUUAUGUUUGUACAUAUACGUUUGUACAUGGCAAACGAGAGUUCACGGACCUGGUCCAUUGCAGAAACAAAGCUUCUGAUAUCCAUUUGGUCGCAAAAUCCGAUUCUAGCGAGGUUGGAAGCGUGUUACAGAAAAAGAGAUCUAUAUUGAGAAUGUCCAUGGCCACCAUUGUUCGCGGAAGUAGUGCCAGACAAAAAUCGAAGAUGUACAUAACACAAGACGAAAGACAAUAAUGGACUGAGUGGUAGUGGCCGGGAGACCUGUCCGUUCUACAGGGAACUGGACGAAUUCCUUGGCACACGACCUGCCUCCAUGCCUCGCCAUAUUAUUGAGUCCAGGGUGACUGAAGCAGAAGAGCAAGAAUAUGGCAAGUACUUUUUUUCGGCUUUGUGUUCUUGUAGCUAACAAAAGAAGUCUGGACACUGUCCUAAUGUAUUAGCCGGCCAGCUACCUAUAAGUUAUAUGAAUCUAAAUGAUCACUACUUCACGUUAUUUUCUGCUAGCUGCCUGCCAUUACACCGUCAAAUCAUUACACAUAUGUACAUGUCUGAUGGUGUAUGUCCUGGCUUGGGCCUGUAUUUUGGACUAUGUCUCAUGACCUAGAUUAGAACCUUUUUUAAGCCUUUUCCAGAAAUGACAAUUUAACCAAACAUUAAAGCAAUUGUUUGAGGAGGGUGCGGGAGUAUCGGACUUAUAAAGAAAUGGGGAAAUGAAGGUUAAAAUCCUGGUCACGUGACAUGAAUGUUCAAAACAUGACAAUGUGUCAUAGGUGAGCUGCUUACUGCUAUUGACUCGAAAGCACUUUUGAGUUAGCCCUUUACACACAAGUUUUGCAAAUGUUUUUGUUGUCUGGAAAUGCUGUACAUGAAGAUGUUGUGAUGUAUUUUGAAAGAUGAGACGUUGUGGAUUAUAAUACAUACUGUUUUGAUGUCAAACAACUGAGUCCAAAUGUGCACUUCUCAUCUCCAAAUCAUGAAACUCAUGUCAUAUACAGUGUUAGUGUUUGAUCACCAUGUUAGAUGUACAGUUACAAGAUGGCAUGUCGUCAUAGGCUCAUUAUGUCCAGAGCAACCCGGCGUAUGUUUUCUUAUUGUGGGAAACAAUUGAUGCUGCAAAUGCACCUGAAUGCACUCGUGACUCCAUUGCACUUCACAAUUGUGUUCCGUUUCUCUGAAUUGCCUUGUGAAGGCCUAACGCUCUAAGAUCAUCUUUUAUAUCUUAGCUAGUCAUGUUGCCAAUUAGAACGAGCUUUCAAAUCAUGCCCUCCUGACACAGAUUGUGAUUUUACAAUAGACCAUUUUUGGUUUGCAUAAUCAACAGUAAAUGUGUGAUGGCGGGGAUGCAGGGUUGUGUUCCAAACAAAACAUCGACACGUGUGCUUGCUCUAGAUCCUCAAUGGCACAGCUAGGAGAGGUCUAAAAAGUACCUUGAAGUUGAAGAUUCUUCUUUGAGUCAUAAAAGUGCAUUGAAAUUGCUUAGAAACAAUGCACACUGGAGAGAUGGAGACACCAAUUAGUUCUCUCACUCAAACCCUUGUACAUUUGUUGUCUUAUGUUGCGCACACACACACCAGGUUACUGAAGGUAUCCAGAAUAUUUUCAGAUUUUGUUAUCAACAAAUGCGGCGAAAAGUACAGUAAAUGUAUGUAAAAUCAAGUGUAAUGUUAGGAUUCAGUAUUGUCAGGAGAGCUGUUGUGUACUCACCGUUGGUCUAAUAACUGUCCCAUCUACAAACUGUUCCUUUUCAAUUGCUACCAUGGUUAUGCAUUUCAUUUGUAUUUAUUAUGGAUCCCCAUUCUCUUCCUGGGAAAAUUAAGGCAGUUUAAAAUGUUAUAAACAUUACAAUACGUUCACAGAUUUCACAACACUGUGCCCCCUCAGACCCUACUCCACCACUACCACACAUUUACAGUACAAAAUCAUGUGUACAAGUGUGUGUAUAGUGCGAAUGUUAUCGUGUGUAUGCAUGUGUCUGUGCCGCUUCACAGUCCCCGCUGUUCCAUAAGGUGUAGAGUUCCAUGUAGUUAUGGCAAUAUGUAGGACUAUGCACCUCCCAUAGUCUGUUCUGGACUAGGGGACCGUGAAGAGACCUCUUGUGGCAUGUCUUGUGGGGUAGGCAUGGGUGUCUGAGCUGUGCGCCAGUAGUUCAAACAAACUGCUCGGUGCAUUCAACAUGUUAAUACCUCUCAUAAAUACAAGUAGUGAUGAAGUCAAUCUCUCCUCUGCUUUGAGCCAGGAGAGAUUGACAUGCAUAUUAUUAAUAUUAGCUCUCUGUGUACAUCCGAGUCCAUUUUUGUGGCACCUGACCACACGACUGAACAGUAGUCCAGGUGCGAGGGCCUGUAGGACCUUCCUUGUUGGGCCUGUAGGACCUUCCUUGUUGAUAGUCCUGUUUAGAAGGUAGAGGAAGCACUUUAUUAUGGACAUACUUCUCCCCAUCUCAGAUAUUAAGAUGUCGCCGGAAGAAAUGGCAGCCGUUUUACAGGCGCCUAACCAAUUGUGCUAUUGUUUUAGUUUUUUUCGUGUUUGUAAUUUAUUUGGUACAUAAUGUUUCUGCCACCGUAUCUUACUGCAAAAAAUAGUUUCUGGAUAUCAGGACAGCGAUCACUCACCUCGGAUUAGACAAAGAUUUUUUCUUCAACAAGCAGGAUGUACUUCAGACACCCGACAAGGCCCCUGAAAGAGACGCAGGUAUAGAGGAGACAAGUGCCUUGUAAGGAUCCGCCAACGGAAUGUUAUCCAUGACUGAAAGACGACAUGGAUAACAUUCAGCUGGCGGGAUAUACGCUGCACCGGCUAGAUAGACAUGCACUGGUAAGACAUGUCUGUGUAUAUUUGUAAACAACAGCUGGUGCACGAAAUCUAAGGAAGUCUCUAGAUUUUGCUCGCCUGAGGUAGCGUAUCUCAUGAUAAGCUGUAGACCACACUAUUUGCCAAGAGUCUUCAACUAUAUUUUUCGUAGCUGUUUAUUUACCACAACAAACCGAUGCUGGCACUUAGACCGCACUCAACGAGCUGUAAAAGGAAAUAAGUAAACAGGAAACCGCUCAUCCAGAGGCGGCGCUACUAGUGGCCGGGGACUUUAAUGCAGGGAAACUGAAAUCAAUUUUACCUAAUUUCUAUCAGCAUGUUAAAUGCGCAAUCAGAGGGGGGGGAAUUCUAGAUGACCUUUACUCCACACACAGAUGUGUACAAAGCUCUCCCUCACCCUCCAUUUGGCAAAUCUGACCAUAAUUCUAUCCUCCUGAUUCCUGCUUACCAGCUAAAAUUAAAGCAGGAAGCACCAGUGACUCUUUUAAAAAGUGGUCAGAUGAAGCAGAUGCUAAACUACAGGACUGUUUUGCUAGCACAGACUGGAAUAUGUUCCGGAGUUCUUCCGAUGGCAUUGAGGAGUACACCACAUCAGUCACUGGCGUUAUCAAUAAGUGCAAUGAGGAGGUCGUCCCCAUAGUGACUGUACAUACAAACCACAAUCCAUGGAUUACAGGCCACAUUCGCACUGAGCUAAAGGGUAGAGCUGCAGCUUUCAAGGUGCGGGACUCUAAGAAGAAAUCCUGCUAUGCCCUCUGACGAACCAUCAAACAGGCAAAGCUCCAAUACAGGACUAAGAUUGAAUCGUACUACACCGGCUCCGACGCUUGUCGAAUGUGGCAGGGCUUGCAAACUAUUACAGACUACAAAGGGAAGCACAGCCGAGAGCUGCCCAGUGAUACAAGCCUACCAGACGAGCUAAAUAACUUCUAUGCUCUCUUCGAGACAAGCAGCACUAAAGCAUGCAUGAGAGCAUCAGCUGUUCCGGAGGACUGUGAUCAUGCUCUCCGUAGCCCUAAACCUUUUUAAACAGGUUAACAUUCACAAGGCCGCUGUGCCAGCUCUGGGCAUGUGCUGACCAACUAGCAAGUGUCUUCACUGACAUUUUCAACAGGUCCCUGAUUGAGUCUGUAAUACCAACCUGUUUCAUGUUAACCUGCCUAAAUGACUACAUACCUGUAGCACUCAUGUCCGUAGCCAUGAAGUGCUUUGAAAGGCUGGUAAUGGCUCACAUUAACACAAUUUUCCCAGAAAACCUAGACCCAGUCCAAUUUGCAUACCGUUCAAACAGAUCCACAGAUGAUGCCAUCUCUAUUGCACUUCAGUGUCCUUUCACACCUAGAAAAAAGGAACACUUACGUGAUAAUGCUUUUCAUUGACUACAGCUCAGCGUUCAACACCAUAGUGACCUCAAAGCUCAUCACUAAGCUAAGGAUCCUGGGACUAAACACCUCCCUUUGCAACUGGAUCCUGGACUUCCUGACGGGACGCCCCCAGAUGGUGAGGGUAGGUAGCAACACAUUUGCCACGCUGAUCCUCAACCUCGGAGCCCCUCAGAGGUGCGUGCUCAGUCCCCUCCUGUACUUGCUGUUCACCCAUGACUGCAUGGCCAGGCACGACUCCAACACCAUCAAGUUUGCCGAUGACACAACAGUGUCAGUAGCCCUGAUCUUCGACAACGAUGAGACAGAGACCUGGCCAGGUGGUGCCAGAAUAACAGCCUAUCUCUCAACGUAAUCAAGACAAAGGAGAUGAUUGUGGACUACAGGAAAGGGGGGACUGAGCAUGCCCUCAUUCUUAUUGACCUGGCUGUGGUGGAGCAGGUUGAGAGCUUCAAGUUCCUUGGUGUCCACAUCACAGACAAACUAGAAUGGUCCAAACACACCAAGACAGUUGUGAAGAGGGCACGACAAAACCUAUUCCCCCUUAGGAGACUGAAAAGAUUUGGCAUGGGUCCUCAGAUCCUCAAAAGGUUCUACAACUGAAACAUCGAGAGCAUCCUGACUUGUUACAUUACUUCCUGGUACGUUAACUGCUCGGCCUCUGACCGCAAGGCACUACAGAGGGUGGUGCGUACGGCCCAGUACAUCACUGGGGCUAAGCUGCCUGCCAUCCAGGACCUCUACACCAGGCGGUGUCAGAGGAAGGCCCUAAAAAUUGUCAAAGACCCCAGCCACUCCAGUCAUAGACUGUUUUCUCUGCUACCGCAUGGCAAGCGGUACCGGAGUGCCAAGUCUAGGACCAAAAGGCUUCUAAACAGCUUUUACCCCCAAGCCAUAAGACUCUUGAACAGGUGAUGGCUACCUGGACUAGAUUAUUUUCUUGUCAAACUGCAGCCAAGCAUCGAUCAUCAUGUCACCAGAAUAAGACCCUCGAUAUUUAUUGGAAAGUAGCAUCAAGCUCAUAUGUUCGGUUUCCAUCAGGCCGGUCAUUUACAUUUGUUAUCCGACAUGUACCGUACUCGCAUAAAAAGGUUUGAUGGAAACCUGGCCACUGAUUACUGUGUUCCCAGGUCCAGGUCAUUGGCAGUGGCAGGUGCAAACAGUAGCCUAGACAGAGAAGAUGGCGUUUUCCCAGUCUUCUCAAAUCACUUUAAAAUAUCCAUCAGUAAGCUCCUGCCUUGGCAAAUGGGUGAUUGGCAUAUGGAAAUGCCUAUGACCUUCUCUGCUCACACUCCCCAUGUGUAACCCCCUCUAACUUGUGGAACCUGGUAGACCCACACAUGUGAUGCAUGGGGGCAAGGUUUAAGAAUAGCUUGUUCCUGGUGCUCACUGUUUUUUUUUUUUUUCAAUGUCACGUGGUGCACAUUCACAGGAGAGUUUUUCAAGACCGUCUCAGUGAGACGUUUCCAUGACCAGAGGCUUAACCUAUAGCUUUCUGCUCAUGUAGCGUAAUAGUAGUCAAAUUUAAAUGUCAGAGCGGUUUUUAUUCCGCUUGUUUUGUUGGGUCAGUUUAUCGAGUACAGUGUUGGAUUCAACACUCUAGUCAGUAGACAUAUUUAGAAGGGGUGAAAAACACGUGAAUAAAUAUUUGUAACCUAUUUAUAGGACGAUGGUGCAAUGCAUGGCUUGAGCAUGAAACAUCAACAGUGGGUUCGACUGCACCACAGAGGUUGUUGUUGUUGUGGAUGCUCGAUAGGAGUUUGAUCAAUCCACUGAAGUGCUCAGAUGUGACCACAGGCGAUAAGUGGGCUACACCGCGAGGAAGGUGGUCUGCUUUAUGAAGCCAACACUGGCUCUGUUGUAGUACGCCUGGAAAACCAGCUUAUUAUUAAUGGUUAACACAGUCAGAGGUGCGUUGACUUUACAGGGCAUGUUGUUUACCCUUAAGGAAACCUUCCUCCGGUGUUACCGCUUUGGGACAGUCACAUGGGGGCCCUGUGUAUUUCUGCUGAGUGUACCCCUGGCCCUGUCAGAUUUCUGUCACUGCGGAAAGGGACAUGGCUCCUAGUGUGACAAAUGACGAAUGCAGCAGCCGGUGGGUGUGGGCUAUUUUCUCAGAAAAGAGCCUGACAAACAAGCAGGGAGGAAUGUGUGCCCUGUUCUGUGGGAGGGAUCAGGUGUCGCUGGCUGUGAAGGGCUGGUAUAAAGGACAGGGCUGCUAUUCCCCAGUCAGAACAGCUAUCAGCGGACUCUGAAGAAUCAACUACCAAAGAGAGAGCCUCAGCCUCCAAAAGUUAUUGGCUUGUUAAAGCCUAUAGGGAAAGAAGAAAAGUUGUCAACGAACCACUGCGAAGUUUGAGAAGGCAGUGUUGAAAAAUAAGCAAACAUUUUCAAGCUCAACAUUAAGGAGAAGCCUAUUCCAACAUGGACAUCCAGAGGACCGGCUCGUUGGUGCGUCCACCCAGCCCCAUGGAGAGCCUGGAGAAGCAGCUGAGCUGCCCUAUCUGCCUGGAGAUGUUCACUAAGCCCGUGGUCAUCCUGCCCUGCCAGCACAACCUGUGCCGUGGCUGUGCCAGCGACCUCUACGACUCACGCAACCCCUACCGCUUCUCGGGCGGCGUUUUCCGCUGCCCCACCUGCCGCUUCGAGGUGGUCCUGGACCGCCAUGGCGUUCACGGACUUCAGCGCAACCUGCUAGUGGAGAACAUCAUCGACAUCUACAAGCAACAGCAGGAGGGUGGCGGGGGUAGUGGCGUUGGAGGCAGCACAGAGACUCCACUGAAGCCCAAGGAUUCCAAGGAACCCAUGUGCCAGGAGCACGAGGAGGAGAAAAUCAACAUCUACUGUGUGACCUGCCAGAUGCCCACCUGCUCCAUGUGCAAGGUGUUUGGCCAGCACAAGGACUGUGAGGUGUCACCACUGGCCGGUGUCUACCAGGUGCAGAAGGGCGAGCUGAGCAACGCUAUCGACACCCUAGUGGCAGGCAACGGGCGCCUUCAGGCCCUGCUCAACCAGAUGGAGGAUACCUGUCAGGCUGUGCAGGACAACGCACAGCGUGCCAAGCAAAGCCUAGGCGAGCGCUUUGACCUGCUCUACGCAGUGCUCGAGGAGCGCAAAGGCCUGCUGCUGGAACAGAUCGGCAAGGAGCAGGAUGAGAAAGUGACUGCAUUGCGGGCGCUGGCACAGCACUACAGCGAGCGACUGCAGGCGGGAUCAGAGCUGACGGACACAGCGGUGCGGGCCCUGGAGCAGAGCGGCGCCGCAGAGUUCCUGCUGGCCUCCAAGGGCCUUAUCACACAGACCAAGGACACCGCCAAGAUCUCCCUGGGCGAGGAGAGGCCCGAGCCGGGCUUUGAGAAGAUGGACCAUUUCACGCUGUCCACGGAGCACGUGGAGGCCGUCCUGGCCAAGAUGGACUUUGGAAUGGUCGAAGACGAUGCGUUCGAGGAUGCCGAAGGGGACGAAGAAGAGGAGGAGUGAUGAAACUUGAAAAUAUACGAACUGAACAAAUGAACAAACUAUUUACUACCUUUUUGAAGGUUCUUUUAACCUGAAUGUUCCUGGCAGGGACUCUAGUUGCAAUGUUUCAGUGAUAUUAAGAGAAGUUAGGAGUAAAGCAGAAGUUGGUGGUGUCUGAAUGUUUUUAUACGUAGUUGAUUGAUUUGGUAACAUGACUUUCCCCAGUUUUGAGUUUAAUAUUUUAGUUUUUUUUGUACUCUUAACUUUGCCUUUUUGUAAACUAUAAUAGUUUUUUAUACUUUUGUAUAUUCAUAUCAGAUUUAUUCUGAUCUAUUUGUUAUGUACUUUAGGCUGAAUAUCCUCUCAGAUUGUUUACAUUUGAAUACUUUAACACAUGUAAAGAUUGAGAUGGGGAAAUAGUUUUGAUUUGUGGUUUCUCAUCGACAUAAAGAAUGCCUAUAUUUGUAUCACAUUGAUAAAUGAUUUUGUACACUAAACUGGCAACAAAAUAUUUCAACAGAUCUGACUUCGUCACAACCUGAAAUAAACGGUGUUUCAAGUGACUCAAGCAGAUUUGCCUUUGUUUAGAUUCCAACUAUUCCAAGAUUGCCAUUCAUUUCUACUUCAUUCAGAAAAUAAGUUCAAAACUAAAUAUUUCACGAGAGAACUGUCAUUCGGGAGUUGCCCCAAUAUGUUGUUGCUCUCACUAGGCAAGUACCAGCAUAAAAAAUAAAAGCCAUUGCCAUGUCCUUAGUGGCUAGCUUUUGCUGAUGAAGAGUGGGGGGCUAUUUUUAAAAUGCGAGAGGGUGUGAAACAACAGGCCCUGGAGUGUCAGUGAAGGGCAGAGAGUUCUUUGUGGCUAGCCUUUACUGAUGAAGAGUGGGGGGCUAUUUAUUUUUUAUGUGAGAGGGUGUGAAACAGGCUCUGGAGUGUCAGUGAAAGGCAAGUGGGGGUCCUGUUUCUCAUCCAUGAAGCAACAUCCCACUCAUGUCAUAGAUCGUAUUUCUCAGCAAUCGCAAACUCCUUUCUGAAGAGCUGUAGGGGCCGGGCCACCUGACAUGAGUCAUCUUUGGAUAGCGUCCUAUCGGCAGCGAGCUGUGACAAAAAUAGGACUAUACAUGCUGAGAGGACCAUGUUACAAAAAUCUUCUUGCGAUGACCUGGUUCAAUGGCUUCUAAUAUGUGCUAAUAGUCCCCAAAAAUCUUUUUUUCGAAUUGAUACUGUGGUGCAUGUUGGGUAUUUUGUAAGUCAACAAUAUACAGGACCAGUCAACCCUUUUCAAAUAUACUAAGGCACACCAGUUGAUAAUGCUAUGGCUCUCAAAUGUGCCAUAUACAGUAGGCUACAUAAUGUGGUUGAAAGGAUAUAAGUAGAUUUUCCUAGAUUUUUUUUCUGGGCCAAAGCCAUGGCUGUUGCUUUUCUCAUAAUUUUUUUUGCACAGGUGUAGUCCUCAGAUCCUCAUUAGGAAGAGGCUUGACAACACACACACACACACAUUCAUACACUACAGCUUAGUUGGUCAGGUUCACAAGUACUUUACUGUCUCUCUUACGUCAUGCUUUCAGAUUCCAUUUUACAGUUGUUUUCAUUUUCCCCUUAAGUGCCUGUAGUUAACACCUAAUGUCACUUCUGUUCAGAAAAUGAAACUACAUUCAUAACAGGACACUCUUUGGGGAGGAGAAGGGGGGGGGGGGGACCCCGGACAGGCACCGUGCCUGUCCCCGCAGCUGUCUUUACUCAUUCCAUUUGUUAUCGCCGCUAACGCUGUUGUAGCGAAUGAGGGGUUGUUGUUUGUACACAGACUGUUGCUAGCGAAUAAAGUGUGAAGGCCGAUCAA
This is a messenger RNA of Salvelinus fontinalis (brook trout), 13285 nucleotides long. RefSeq names its product tripartite motif containing 63b (gene trim63b). Lineage: Eukaryota; Metazoa; Chordata; Actinopteri; Salmoniformes; Salmonidae. The transcript has a single exon. The coding region runs from base 10414 to 11469 and encodes 351 amino acids. The record is from RefSeq and is a predicted model, not a curated record. Gene Ontology annotation, molecular function: zinc ion binding.